Argiope bruennichi is the source of this 5752-nucleotide messenger RNA. Its product is annotated as sialomucin core protein 24-like. The transcript has 4 exons. The coding region runs from base 86 to 601 and encodes 171 amino acids. Lineage: Eukaryota; Metazoa; Arthropoda; Arachnida; Araneae; Araneidae. Gene Ontology annotation, cellular component: cytoplasmic vesicle. The record is from RefSeq and is a predicted model, not a curated record.
AUGUGUUUAUCAUAGCAAGUAACGUGACUGCUUGUAAGCUUGUUGUUGUUGUGCUAACUAGCUCGUAUGAGAAAAUACGUUAAUCAUGUUUAUAUAUACGCUUAUUCUACUUAUUGCAAGCUGCAAUAUUAUUAUUGAUGCGGGUAUUCUGCCUGAAAACAACAAUGAGCCUGGCUGUUUGAAUAAAACUUGUGAAGAAUGCAUUAAGGGAGGAGGAGGAGAAAUUUUUUGUCCAAAUCUAAAUGGUGCAAAGUGUUGCAGUGCUGCUCAUGAAUGUACAGAUUUUAAAAACAAUGUCAUAGGCUGUGGUGUAACUGAAACUAAUACUACUUCGAGCGCCAGCAUCUCUGUUACUACAACUACUACUACUCCUUCUACCACAUCUUCAACUACCACAACACCUACCACCACUUCUCAGCCGACCACCACAGUUUCUGACACAACUGUGACAACAAGAACAACCCCAGCUACUACCGGCCGUCAUUUUGAUGCUCCUAGUUUUAUUGGGGGAAUAGUUCUUGCUUUGGGUCUUUUGGCUAUUAUCUAUGUCAGCUUUAAAUUUUAUAAAGCUAGGACUGAACGAAAUUAUCACACAUUAUAAUUUCUAGUAAAGAGUGUGGUUUCAAACAUAUCAUUUGUCAAUAUUUCUGAAAACAUACAAGGAAAAAAAAGUGUUUGUCAUCAGACAUUCUUUAUCUAAAGUGUUUCGUGACUUAUUUUUAUGACGUUUAAUUCUCAAGCACUAUUGUUGUGUCAUUUUUUAAUGCUGCCAUUAUAAAAAUUAUAAGAGUGCUACUUAAUUAUGUACUUUGGCAGCUUUAAGAUGGUUUAAAACAUUCCAUUUUUGUUAUUCGUUCUGUGAAAAAAUUUUCUUCAUAUUUUACAUAUAAGUAUAUUUAAUUUUGUAUUGAUUUUUGUUAUAUGCCGAUAUGAAAUAAAAUUCAAUGUAAAUCUUUUUUUUUUUAUAUUUAUUUUGUACUGAAUGAAUUUAUUUUUUUACUAUUGCUUCGUUCUUAACGAGAGAAAAUUUUUUUCUUCUGAAUUUAUAUUGAUUUGUUAACAUAUUUCUUGCUAUUAUAUGCUCCUGUCCUUUCAAAAAUUUUAAAUCAAUCAAUCGUCUGAAAGACAUUGGUCCAUAAUUAGGAAAAGUUGCUCCUUUAAGAAGGCUUCGUAUGAGUUGAUGCUGUCUUAUUUCAGAUGUGAAGUACUUUUCAGGCUUCACUAAAUCUUCACAAGUUAUAUUGUUUAUAUUUGGUUUAAGUACGUAUCCAGCUACUUUAUUGCUCCAUAUGUUGUAUGAAGUUAAAUUUUUUGCUUCAACUUUCUGUUGGAUGCAAUAUUCAAACCACUCGUUUCUUCUUUUUCGGAGCUCCUCUACUUCAGUUUUCAGCCGUUUUCUUCCAAAUUCAUCUACAGUUUUUUGAAAUUUUGCUAAGAAGUAAUCAUAAAGCAUUUUGUCACCCCAGUUCCAAUCUUCUAAAUUUUUUAUAGCUUCUUCGGAAAGAUUUCUUUUGUAGUUUCCCAUACGUGCAUUUAUUGUGAGGCUUACAACAUCAUCUAAUUCCCAGCAAAGUAUAUGUCUAAGCAAGACAACUGAUUCAUCAAAAUAUUCAGCCACCAUAAUAAAAUCAAAAUUCAUUUCAAUGUUUUCUAUAGCUUUCAUUAUCAUUGCACGAUUAUUGAAAAAAGAAGGGUGAACUCCAAAAUCAAACAACAUCUGAUUUCUGCCCAUGCCGUUUGAUCGGUUUCUUAGCUUCAUUACAAUUGAUGAGUUUUUUGUUCCUUUUGCAUAUUCUUCUAUAUCCAUAUGAUAGAAAUCCUGUAAUGAAUAAAAAGUAUUUUUAAAAUAUCUUAAUAAGAUUUCACAGUUUUUAACUGAAGUAAUGACUUUUGUUCAGAUUUUGAUAUAUUUUGAUUGUCUUAAUAUUUAUUAGACUAAAUAAAAAAUUCAUUGUGUAAUGCAUUUCAAUUUUUUACUUUUAAAGUACUUUUCAACAAAAUAUUUUGUUAAAAUUGCUGUUGAACGGAUUCCUUCUAAAAUCUAUUGUGAUUAUUUUACUUUCAGUAUUGGUAUGAAUGUUCCAUUAAAAAACUUAGAAGAUCUUCAAAAUCUUGUGACACAUUUUGAAAUUUAUAAUAAAGAGUUAAGGUUAUCAGUCUUUAAUUCUUUAUGCAUUCUCUCCAUUUUAUUGAAUUAGUUUUAUUAUCACAUGCUAUCAGUUUAAAAUAUGUAAUCCUUUGUGAUAAACUUUUCCUUUCUUAUUUAAAUUUCAGAACAUUUCAAUAUUUUUAGCUUUAUCAUUUUUUGUGUAUGAUCACAAAUUUUAAUUAUUAAAUUAAUGCAUAAAUGAAUUUUACAUGAAAUUUCUGAAUUCUUUGCACAUUAUCAAUGUCUAAUGUUAAAAGCUGUAAUUUUUAAUAGAAUAUAACAAAAAGCUUUUGUUUAGUAAUGAAAGGGAAAAUUUUCCUUAACCUUCAAAGUGUGCCAGGGAUUUUAAAGAUGUUUACAUAGUUUGUAGUGUUGACUGAAAUGUGUAAUUUAUUGCUGCAUUAUUUGCGUUUCCAAUUGUAUAAAAUUGUGUGUACUUUCAGUGUCUGUAGAGCUUUAAAUUUUUAAUUUAUAAAUAUAACUUAUUUUACUUUCUUUGUGCAUUUGUAUUGUUUUUAGAAUUCAUAUUCUGUAUACCUAGAAAAAUACAAACGUGUAUAUAUUAAUUUCGCAUGUUAUUUAAAAUUUUGUUCAGUUUUCAUUAAAAAUUCUAAGCUUUAUAUUCUAAGUUGAAAGAAACUUUAUUUUGAAACUAGAUAUUAUAAUUCAACUUCUUAAAGCUAUAAAUGUAUCAUAUAAAUAUAAUUAAGAUAGAGAAAAAUUUGUGUCUUGUUAUUUGAAUGUAGGAGAAAUUUUGUAAUUAAACCUAUUUCUACUUUUAUUGGCAUUAGUAACUGAGAAAAGAUGCUAAAAUCUUCAAAGCUUUUUUUUUUUUUUAGCAAAGUGUUAAUUUAAAACUUACAUAAAAAUCUAACAGUUGUGUUUAAACUGUGAUGGUGUUUUUCCCCUCACUUAAAGCAAUAUAAAAAUACUCAAAUUUCCGGAAUAUUGAGAUGAAUAGUAUAUUUGUUGCAAGUCUCUGUCCAAAAUAUUUUAUUGUUGUGUGUUUUAUGAUUGUAUGAAUUGCUUCAAACUGCCCAUAAUUAUUUUAUACAUCAGAAAUAAGCAGUUUAUUGCAAGAAGACAUGCUUUCUUUAUAUAUAAGUAUUUAUUUUAUUUUAGUUUCUGCUAUGUUGUUUUUAUCUUUUUCUGCAAAUGCUAUAAAUAUGUUUUCUUAUACAGAGGACAUUAGCUUGAAUAUAUAUAUUUGAAAUGUUCAAAAUUAUACUUGUACUUAAAUGUAUGACUUGUUUACUCUUAAGUAUAAGCAUUAUUUUGAAUGGAUGAAUGCUAAGGCUAUAACAAUUGUUUGCUCGAAAUUACUUGUUAUUCAGUCAUUUUUUUUUCUUUUGUCAGAGCAUGCAUGUAUUUUCCCCCUGUAUACAAGGUAUGUUUUUUAAUUGAAUGUUUAUUCAUUAUUAAAAGAAAUACAGUAGAUUUGCUUGAAUUGAUUAAAUGCAGUGUUUUCCAUCCCUUCUCCUUUAACUGAUUAAGACAGUUAAUGGCAUUUUUAAUUGUGAUGCUUUAAUAAAUUGGUGACUAAAUUGCAUGAUAUUUUAUUACAAAACUCAUGUAAGUACAUAUUAAAUACUUAGGAUUGGUUUCUGUAAAUAAAGUUUUGGUGCAUUUUCUGUCACCCUAUAUUGAUAGUUAUUAUAUGUUGAGUAAAAAUUUACAAUUCUCCUUUUUCUGAAUUUAUGCACUCAACUUUAUUUUGUUCUAGAAAUUUUAAAUUUACUUUAUAAUCUUUAUUUAAUUUUAUGUUUAAAUAUUUUUUUAAUCCUUUGGAAAGAAAGGAUGCAUUUAAAAAUGUAAAUAUUAGCCAAAAUAAAUAAUAAUCUUGAAAUUGAGCAUCCAGUUUGCAACAGAUUAUUGAAAUUUACAGUGCAAGCUAUAAUUUGUUUCAUUUCAUAUAAUUGUAUUAUUUUUUAAAUAGUUGAAACAUUCGGGUGGAUUUUUGAAAUAGAGGCAAGAAACCAUUUGAAAGUAGGUGUGAAUUUAGAAACUUGCUGAAGUCAGUUGUCUUCGUAAUAAAGAAACAAAAUAAGCCUUCAUAACUUGCUUACCAAAAUAAGCUUAAAUUUAGAAGUAAAAUCUUUCUUUUGAUGAGUAUCAUUAAAAAUAAUGAAAUCUAAGUUGUUGCAGCAGUUCAUUUUUGGAUCUGGUGAAUUGGAAUGCUCAUUUGCUGAAAUCAUGUCUCCUUUUUAAAAAUAUAUUAUCGUAUUGAUAUUCUAGUGCUUAAAAAGGAACUGUUUUUGUUUUACUUUCGAAUUAUUUAUUUUCUAUCAAAAGGCAGAAACUGUUAAACACUUAUAGUAAUCAUAACAAACAGCCCAUAUUUGAACCUGGCCUUGAUCAGUACAGAUAAUAAUUAGUAACAUUGACCAUGCAUAAUGAGACCCAGUUUCUGCCACGGAAUUAUAUUGACUAGCUUCCAACACUGAGCUGUGUCUUUUAAUAAGCAUCCACUUACUAUGCACCAUGUUGACGAGGAAACUCAAACACUGAAUACCUUUGAUUUAAUUUUACUAAUAAACUUGUAGAUAUUGUUGAAACCAACAUAUUGUGAGAUCAUGUUGAUGCUGAUCGUUAAUGUUAAACAGCUGGGAGAAUUUAUAAAGUAGUAGAAAGAAAGUUGUUCUUUUUUUCUAUGGUAGAUAAUUAAAUUUAGUUGCCAAGUUUUCAUGGACAAAGGUUUUGUCUUCCUUUUUGUGAAUGCUCUAUUAUUUAUGUUAGCAAGCCAACUGUAUUUUUUUAAAUGUGUUGUUUUAUGUUAUAUAUUAAUGAAUGAAGCUUUAUUAUUUUUAAUGUCCAAUGUACUUACAAUGUAACUUCGAUAUUUACAAACAUACAGUGUUCUUUAUUUAUUUUGUCUUCAAAGAUUUAUUAAGAUUUAAAGUCAAUUAUUUGUUAUUAGCUUAGAGAUUUCAGUGUGAUAUAAAUGUGCUCAAUGUCUUGUGAUGCAGAAAUUAUAGCUGUUUGUGUAAAUUAUCCACAAUCAUUAUUAAGUGUUAUGUUCUAUUCUAAAAACAGGGAAGGGGAAAAUACAUUCUUUUUAACUUUAUAGUCAAAAUAGUUGCUUUGAAUAACAAAAACCUUACCUGUAAUUCAUCAUAUUCAUACAGAGAUUCAAACAAGCUCACUGGGUUCCGUACGAUGGAAAUGUAAACUGAAUCCUUUGGCAUUACUUUUUCAAUGACAGCUUUGUUGAAUACCAUAUGGUGGCAAAGGAUGUUAUAACCAAGAUUUUCCCAUGGUGCACCAGCAACCAUUUCUUUUCGAAAUGGUCGUGUCAAAGAGAAAUAAUGGUUCUUUGGAAAUACUGGUACAACAAUGGUUAGAUUUCUUUGAUGCGCAUAUCGCAUUAAUAUGUUUUGAACUGACGUACUAGCACACUUGUGUGUUUUUAAGAAUACAAUAUUAUGCCUUGGCAUACAUGGGAUUAUUCUUGCUGAAGAAACAGCCGUUAGUGAUUGUGACCAUCUGAAAAGUAAAUAUGGAAUAUAUCAUGAAUUUACAGAGAAGGUCAACAUUUAGUGAAUGUAAAAUAACAAAUAUAUAUUUUGUAAAAAUGUUUAUAAAAUAAAAGCCAACUUCAAGAAA